Bufo bufo (common toad) is the source of this 1763-nucleotide messenger RNA. RefSeq names its product intestinal-type alkaline phosphatase 1-like. Gene Ontology annotation, molecular function: alkaline phosphatase activity. The record is from RefSeq and is a predicted model, not a curated record. Lineage: Eukaryota; Metazoa; Chordata; Amphibia; Anura; Bufonidae. Gene Ontology annotation, cellular component: plasma membrane. Bases 28 to 1476 code for a protein of 482 amino acids. Gene Ontology annotation, biological process: dephosphorylation. The transcript has 10 exons.
ACCCCCAAGUACUGGAAUGAUCAAGCCAUGGCGACACUGAACCGGGCUAAAAACUUGAAACCCAUCGAUCACAGAGCCAAGAAUCUAAUUAUGUUCCUGGGAGAUGGGAUGGGAGUAACCACAAUAUCUGCAGCACGUAUAUACCAAGGACAACUGAGUGGUCAAACUGGAGAAGAAAAUAUAUUAGAGAUGGAAACAUUUCCUUAUGUUGCACUUUCUAAGGUGUACAAUGUAGAUGCACAGGUCCCUGACAGUGCGGGUACAGGUACAGCCUAUUUGUGUGGCGUAAAAGGCAAUUCUGCGACCUUGGGUGUGAGCGCGGCUGCAACAUAUGGAGUUUGUACAAGUGCCAAUGGCAAUGAGGUGACAUCUAUACUUCAUCGAGCAAAGGAAGCAGGCAAAUCUGUAGGUAUUGUAACGACAACCCGCGUCCAACAUGCCUCUCCAGCGGCUGCUUAUGCACAUAGUGCCAAUCGGGAUUGGUACUCUGACAAUGAGAUGACCACAACCAUGAUUAACAAUGGCUGCAAGGACAUCGCAUAUCAGCUGGUGCACAAUACCGAUAUUAAUGUAAUUCUUGGUGGAGGAAGAGCCUAUAUGAGUCCCAAAGGCACCCCAGACCCAGAAUACCCAACCAGUUCAUCAAGUGCAGGCAGUCGAAAUGAUAAUCUUACCCUAACAAAAAUAUGGCAAGAUCAGCGAAAGGGUUCUAUAUAUGUUUGGAACAAAGAACAAUUUGAUGCUGUAAAUGAAGAGACCACUGAUUAUCUUAUGGGUCUUUUUGAACCAAAAGACAUGAAAUAUGAGUUAGAUCGUGACCAUUCCAUGGAUCCAUCCCUUGCAGAAAUGACAGAGAAAGCCAUUAAGAUUCUGAGCAAGAAUCCAAAAGGGUUCUUUCUGUUUGUAGAAGAUAACGGUAGAAUUGACCAUGGCCACCAUGAUUCUAAUGCACGAAAUUCGUUGACUGAGGCUGUUGAGUUUGACAAGGCUAUCCAUAUUGCUGGGAAGCUAACAAAAGAAUCUGAAACCUUGACUGUGGUGACUGCUGAUCACUCUCAUGUCUUUACUUUUGGAGGAUACACAGAUCGUGGCAAUAGUAUUUUAGGAAAAGCACCAGGCAUGGCUUCAGAUCGCUUGCCCUAUACCAGCCUUCUCUAUGGCAAUGGUCCUGGUUACAAAUAUGUUAAUGGCUCUAGAGAGAAUAUUACGACUGUUAACAUUGAAGGAGAAUACAGACAGCAGUCUGCAGUUCAACUUUCCUCAGAGACACAUGGAGGAGAGGAUGUGGCCAUCUUGGCUAAAGGACCCCUUGCUCAUCUCUUCCACGGGAUUCAUGAGCAGAACUACAUUGCCCAUGUUAUGGCUUAUGCAGCCUGCUUAGAACCUUAUAAAGACUGCCCACCAAAUUCAGGUUUACUCAUCUCGUCAUCCAUCAUGUUGCUAUUGACCUCUGUAUGGACUGCCCUAAUGUGGUGAAGACAGACUUAAAGGCCCAUCAUUAUACAUCAUUGCACAAAUCUCUUAAAUAUUCUCUAUACAAUAAUUUUUAAAGGCUAUUGGAAUUUCACAGUGCACUUGAAACAAUGUUAAAGAAAAAUUGUUACCGCGUUUUGGUACUCCAAGCUAAUACCACUAGCGUAUAGCUGGGAGAUCUGGGAGAUAUAAUUUCUUUUCUGAAACUCACCUAAAAAUCCCUGCUGUUAUCCUACAAAUAUCCCUCCCCACGAGUCACCCUGAUGAUGUGUACAAGCUCAGCAUUCCUG